AUGACUGUCUUCAGUCGUCUUCUGCGGCGCGCUUUUCGCCGUCCCUUCCGCUGGCCAACAGCAUCGCCGUCCAGUCCAUGUCCCUGCCAUCCUCUCCUCGCAACACCGCCUCGUCUCUCCGUCACCGUCACCGUCACCGGCUCCACCGGCUCCACCGGCGCACAUCACCACCGAGCCCGUCCGGCCGGGCGUCGAGCUCACGCCUUCGGGCCGGACGGCGUCGUGGCCAGCCUUAACCAGUCGCUAAGCAGGACUCGAACUCACCACCUCACGCCGGAAGCCAGAAACCAAAUUCAUGGAUUUACUUGCUCCGCUGAUUCGGUGAACACGUCGCGUCACCGCCACUGA
Messenger RNA from Protopolystoma xenopodis, 348 nucleotides. The record is from the annotation of a GenBank genome assembly. Lineage: Eukaryota; Metazoa; Platyhelminthes; Monogenea; Polystomatidea; Polystomatidae.